AUUUAAUUUAUACACAAUGUCUUAAAUAUAUAAAAACGGUUUUAGUAAUUUGUAGUAAAUAUUAAAAAAGGAGUACAUUUUGAAAUCUAUUCUCAUUUGCCGCAAAACACAGAAAUAAGUGAGCAUUCACCGACAGUGUAGCUGAAGACGAUGAUCACAGCCCUCCUUCUCCCACCAUAAUUACCAUUUUACCGUUGUUACCUUUCUCCAUUCAAUUUCCUUCUUCAAUGGCGUCGACCUACUGAAUCCCUCCCAAUUUAUUAUGUCCUCCCACCCACCCAAUCUCGCUUGCUGUGGGGCAUUCUCCAUUUAAUCGUUUCGGCCCCUCUCCACCUCUGCUCGCAGAUGCUGAUUGUUGUCGCCACGCCAACUCUUGGGAUAUUUUUUCGAUGAUUUUAUUCUUCCAAUUCCAUCUCCUGCCCCACCUCGCGAUUCUUCCUCUGCCACUGUCGGUGCUGCCUCGUUGAUUUAUUCUGAUUUUCGCUUGCGAACUCAAAUGGACUGCUUCUCCUCUCCUCCUCCUCGUCCUCCUCCGCCGCUGCUCGCUGCUGCAUCGCCUCUUUGCAGCCCGGGCCACGUGCUCAACAUGUCGUCGUCCAGGCCUUCCCACCAUAUGAAUCGCACUUCAUCAGAUUUGGUGAAAGAAAUCACUACACUCGAUGUUGAAAUAGUGCGUUUGGAACAGUAUCUUCUUUCUCUCUAUCGUACAUCUUUCCAGAAAACUAUCCCAAGUAAUCCGGGAUACCAACAAAUGACUGGAGUACAGCCAUGUGUUACUUCUGAUCAAUCAUCCCAGAGAACAAAGUCAGAAAUGUCCAAAGACUGUUAUGAACAUCAAGGAUAUUUAUCCCCCACUAGUGCCUUAACUGGACCAAAUGAUAUGGUUCCGUUUACUACUCCAAAGACAUCAUCUGAAAGGGAAAGGAAGAGUGUUUAUCGUACAUCUCUCCAGAAAACUAUCCCAAGUAAUCCGGGAGACCAACAAAUGACUGGAAUACAGCCACGUGUUUCAUCUGAUCAAUCAUCACAGAGAACGAAAGAUUAUUAUGAACAUCAAGGAUAUUUAUCCCCCACUAGUGCCUUAACUGGACCAAAUGAUAUGGUUCCGUUUACUACUCCAAAGUCAUCAUCUGAAAGGGAAAGGAAGAGUGUUGUUUAUUUUAGACGACGUUGUCUUGCAGACCAUCUUGGUAAUUUUUGCGUUGAUGAUGCCUGCAUUUUCCCGGACAAGCUAUCUGAAGGUAUCUUAAGGUGUAUAUCUGCCAUUUACUGCAAACUGGGCAGCUCCACACGAAGUCAUAAAGGGUAUUCAGUUUCUUCCAAUUCAUCAUUCUGGUCCUCAAGCACUUUUUCUCCCAGAAACUUAUCUGGCAAUUGGAGUCCUCAGUGUAAUGAUGAAGUUUCUGAGAGUUACACGAUUGAAGGUCUGAAACAAGAUAAUGGACCUUAUGCUGCAAUGGUUGAAGUCCUGAACAUAUGCUUAGAUGGCGAGAGUUACAGUCACGCUGCCAUAAUGCUUCAGAAGUUCAGGUCUCUAGUCAAAAGUCUUGAGAAUCUUGAUCCGAGGAAGAUGAGGCGCGAACAGAAGCUUGCCUUUUGGAUUAAUAUUCACAAUGCAUUGACGAUGCAUGCUCAUUUAGCAUAUGAAACUCAAACCUAUACAAAGAGCACUGCCAUCACAAAGGCUGUGUAUAAUGUGGGUGGGCAUUGCAUUAACGCUUACGACAUACAAAGCUCCAUUUUGGGAAUAAAAUCUCACUAUUCUGCUCCGUGGCUUCAGACACUUCUCUCUCCGGGGAGGAAAUUCAGAGCUGGGAUCUCAAGACAUGUCUAUGCUAUUGACUAUCCCGAACCUCUGGUUCAUUUCGCACUUAGCUCAGGAGCACGCUCUGACCCUGCGAUUCGCAUUUACAAUGCAAAGAGUAUAUUUGAGGAUCUGAAUAUUGCCAAAGAAGAGUUCAUACAAGCUACAGCAUAUGUCCAUAAGCAGAAAAGGCUGUACCUGCCAAAAAUCUUGCACUAUUAUGCCAAGGAUAUGUCACUUGGCAUGUCUGCACUUCUGAAAGUUGUUGGUGACUGCCUACCUGAAUAUCAGCAGAAGGUGGUCGACAGAUUUGCAAAGAGUCGACCUGAAAAGUGCGUAUGUUGGCUAGAGGAAAGCUCGUCUUUUCGGUAUUUGAUCCAUAAGGAAGUAACUGAAAUGGCAUGGGGAUGAUUUCAUCAGUUUUUAAAGAUUAUUAUGAUGUUUUGGUUUGCAUUUUUGGAGGUUUUGUGUACAGUGAGAUUGUCAAAGUGUGACUAAGAUUUUAUUGGCUUUUUUAUAGAGAGAAAAAAAAUCUCCUCUGCUUGAGAGGUUUAGUACUUUUGUUUACAGUGCUAUGAGGUUGAAAUGAAUUGUGGAGUAUAAACUAGUCCUUUUCUUUCAGUUAUACUCCAUAUGGUUUGUGGAAUUGUAUGACCUCAACUUUAUUUGCAUUAGUUCCAUCAAUAUUUAGUUGAUUAUA
Salvia splendens (bonfire salvia) is the source of this 2504-nucleotide messenger RNA. RefSeq lists its product as uncharacterized. The transcript has 9 exons. NCBI's taxonomy places the organism in Eukaryota, Viridiplantae, Streptophyta, Magnoliopsida, Lamiales, Lamiaceae. Bases 497 to 2215 code for a protein of 572 amino acids. The record is from RefSeq and is a predicted model, not a curated record.